AUGGGUGAGCUCGAGCCCUGGGUCGACGAAAACUUUGUGCGCCAGAUCUGGGCCAAUAUGGGCGAACAUGUUGAGAUCAAGAUGAUCAAGGACAAGUUCUCUGGCAACAAUGCCGGCUACUGCUUCAUCGAUUUCGCCACCCCUGCCGCCGCUCAGAAGGCACUUACUCUCAACGGAUCCAACAUUCCCGGCACGAACCGUCCCUUCAAGCUCAACUGGGCUACUGGCGGUGGCCUCGCCGAUCGCAGCCGUGAGGACCGCUCCCCCGAGUACAGCGUCUUCGUUGGCGAUCUGGGACCCGAGAUCACAGAGGACACGCUCACCCAGGUCUUUGCGCAGCGCUUCCAAUCGAUCAAGGCCACCAAGAUCAUGACGGACCCCAACACGGGCCUCUCGCGCGGCUACGGCUUUGUUCGUUUCAGCGACGAGGCCGAGCAGAAGCGAGCUCUGAGCGAGAUGCAGGGUGUCUAUUGCGGCAACCGUCCCAUGCGCAUCUCCCCGGCCACGCCUAAGAACAAGUCCGCCAGUGCUGGUGGUCCCGCUGGCCUGGCCAUGUCCCCCGGCCCUAUGGGCAUGUAUCCGAUGGGUGUUCCCCCGAUGACUCCUUACGGUGGUUUCGGCGCCCCCCAGCCCAUGAACCAGUUCACUGACCCCAACAACACCACCGUCUUCGUCGGAGGCCUCUCUGGCUACGUCACCGAGGAUGAGCUGCGUUCCUUCUUCCAGGGCUUUGGCGAGAUCACCUAUGUCAAGAUCCCCCCGGGCAAGGGAUGCGGCUUCGUCCAGUUCGUCCAGCGUCAUGCCGCCGAGAUGGCCAUCAACCAGAUGCAGGGAUAUCCUAUUGGGAACUCCCGCGUCCGCCUGUCGUGGGGACGCUCUCAGAACAAUUCCGGUCCCGCUGGCACCCCUUACAGACCGGCACCGCCGCCUCCGGGUCCCUAUGGGAUGGGCAUGGGAAUGCCUCCCAUGGGUGGACAUCCCUAUGGCGCCUAUCCCCCCAUGAAGGUAAGAGAAUCUGCCUCGUAG
This is a messenger RNA of Westerdykella ornata, 1026 nucleotides long. RefSeq names its product RNA-binding domain-containing protein. Gene Ontology annotation, biological process: mRNA splice site recognition. The transcript is spliced from 2 exons. The record is from RefSeq and is a predicted model, not a curated record. The coding region runs from base 1 to 1026 and encodes 341 amino acids. Gene Ontology annotation, cellular component: cytosol. Gene Ontology annotation, molecular function: mRNA binding. NCBI's taxonomy places the organism in Eukaryota, Fungi, Ascomycota, Dothideomycetes, Pleosporales, Sporormiaceae.